AUGGUUUACCUUCAGAAGGCUCUCGGCACGGUCUCCCGUGCUACCCUCCUAGCCACGCAGGCGACGUUUCCGACCGAUGGGUUCCUGCUUCUGGCCCUGCUGCUCUAUGCGCCGGUGGGGCUCUGCCUGCUCGUCCUGCGCCUCUUCAUCGGCGUGCACGUCUUUCUGGUCAGCUGCGCCCUGCCUGACAGCGUGCUGCGACGGUUUAUUGUACGUGUGAUGUGCUCGGUGCUGGGCUUAUUUGUGCGGCAAAGUGACCCCCAGCUUCGUGACGUCAAUGUGAGGGUGUAUAUCGCCAACCACGUGACACAAUUUGAUCACAACGUCAUCAACCUUCUGACCUCAUGUAAUACGCCUGCGUUGAACAGUGCCCCUGGCUUCAUCUGCUGGUCGCGGGGAUUCAUGGAGCUGGGAGUAACGGGAAGCCGAGCAGAGCUGGUGGAUUCCCUGAAGGUGUACUCGUCCCACAGAGGAAACCCUCCGCUGCUGCUGUUCCCGGAGGAGGCUGCCACCAACGGCCGGGCCGGCUUGCUCCGCUUCAGCUCUUGGCCGUUCUCAAUCUUGGAUGUGGUACAGCCAGUUGCCCUACAAGUUCAGAGGCCUUUGAUCACUGUGAGUGUGGCUGACUCCUCCUGGAUUACAGAGCUGCUCUGGACCUUCUUUGUUCCCUUCACAGUUUAUCAAGUAAGGUGGAUGCCGUCUGUCCCCAGACGAGCUGAAGAACUGAGUGAGGAUUUUGCGCUCCGAGUUCAGGAGCUCUUGGCCAUGGAGCUGGGUGUGGUAUCCACACGGCUCACUGCAGCAGAUAAAACUGAACACAUGAAGAGGCUGAGACACACAUCGCUUCUCCCCUUUGCCCCAGCCUCAAGCCAGCCCCUGGCAGCCAGGCCCAGGAUGCCUUCCAGCCUGACCGGUGUUGCUCCUGAAGAUGUGCGGAUCACGGCGAUGGCUCAGCGCGUCAAGGAGGUGCUGCCUCACGUGCCUCUGGAGGUCAUCAGGAUAGACCUGGCCCAAACCAACUGCGUGGAUACCACCAUUGCCAACUUGCUGGAGGGGAGAGUACCCUUCUUCCCGGAAAGUAAGGAGGCUGGUACUGACCUGCCCGCCCCGUCUACCUCCCAGGCUGCAGCUGCUUCUGGCAUCCAGGGCUCCGUAGCUGUGCCUCCUUCCAAGCCAGCUACGAAGCAAUUUGCGAAGUCCCCUGUGGAGCGGCAUCUGUCCUUGCAGGAGCGGAAACGAGCACUGUACGACUAUGCCAGGAGGAGGGCCCUCCUUACUCUCCUGGACUGGAGGGCGGGCUCCUGGGUGGAGCUGCGGUGCGGCCCGGGGUGCCCCGAGCCCGAGCCCUCGCGGUUCUCCUCCUGCCACGCUGACGUUGAGCGGAUGCUGCUGGAGGCCCAGCUGGAGACGGAGAGCGGUGACGGCUCCCCGGCCUGGGAUGAUGAGGGAGCCGGCCAGGCGAGCGAGCAGCCUGGGGAGAGCAAGCUGCUCCCUCCCCGCAGCCAGCCGCAGCUGGGCUGCCCGCACCCCCAGCAGAGGGAUGUGCUGGAAGAAACCGAGCAGAAGGAGCAACGCCUGCCAGCAUCCCUCGGCUGGGCCUGUGCCCGCCGCCCUCAGCAUCUGUCUCCAAAGGAGUUUGCCUUUGUGUGCUCCCCCCAGCCGGUGCUGUGGAGCCUGCAGGGAGGCGCAGUGGGGAGGAAGAAGAGACUUUUCAGUUCAGAGCUGCUGCUGCUCUUCAUCCCCUCGCUGCUGCUCAGCCACGUGCUGACCCUGGGACUGGGGAUCUACAUCGGGAAGCGGCUGGCAGCCUCCUCGACAAAUCCGCUGUGA
Nipponia nippon (crested ibis) is the source of this 1830-nucleotide messenger RNA. The record is from RefSeq and is a predicted model, not a curated record. NCBI's taxonomy places the organism in Eukaryota, Metazoa, Chordata, Aves, Pelecaniformes, Threskiornithidae.